AUGCCUGAACGCCGCCAUAGAGAAAUCUCGCUAGACGAAGUUGAUAUGGACGGCCCAGCACUUGUUCAUGUCGAUACCGGAGGAGGUGGCUAUGCAUCCUUCAAUUCAGCCGGCCACGCCCAUGACCAAGACGACGACAAUCCCACCGACAAUGCUCCACCGCUCUUUAGCAAAUAUGGAGAUUUCCACACAAUCGACUGGCAACGCGAUCUUGCUAGAGAUCGCUUACGGCACAAACUCAUUGUUGGUAAAAGAGCUGAUUUUCCGCUUGGUAUAAUCCAAAGUGCAUGGGAUGCAGGAGCAGGAUGGAUAUGCGUUUUGAUGGUGGGCCUUGCGGCCGGAGCCACUGCCGGUGUUAUAGAUAUCGGCGCGCGAUGGAUG
Molecule: messenger RNA, 381 nt
Organism: Cylicostephanus goldi
Lineage: Eukaryota; Metazoa; Nematoda; Chromadorea; Rhabditida; Strongylidae
Source: the annotation of a GenBank genome assembly